AUGGCGGAUGAAGUUGUGUUGCUAGACUACUGGCUCAGCCCUUAUGGGAUGAGGUUGAGGAUCGCUCUGGCUUUAAAAGGGAUAGAUUAUGAGCUGAAGGAAGAAGACUUGACCAACAAGAGUCCACUGUUGCUGCAGUCAAACCCGGUUCACAAGAAGGUCCCUGUACUCAUUCACAAUAGCAAACCAAUAUGUGAGUCCGCCGUUGCUCUUCAGUACAUUGACGAGGUCUGGAACGAUAAGGCACCGCUAUUUCCCUCCGAUCCUUACCUCAGAUCACAAGCUAAGUUCUGGGCUGAUUUCGUUGACAAGAAGAUCUCUGGCUUUGCGAGGAAGCUAUGGACAACCAAAGGAGAAGAACUGGAAGCAGUGAAGAAGGACUUGUUUGAUUCUCUUAAGUUGUUAGAACAAGAACUUGGCGAUAAGCUUUUCUUUGGGGAUGAGACUCUCGGGCUUGUGGAUUUGGCACUUCUUCCUUUCGCUAUUUGGUUUUCUGUCCACGAGAAAUUGGGUAGCUUCAGUUUAGAGGCAGAGUGCCCGAAGAUCACUCCUUGGCUGAAGAGGUGUUUCCAAAUGGAAAGUGUUUCCAAGUCUGUUCCAAGCCCCGAUAAGCUUUAUGACUAUGUUGUGCAGAUGAGGAAAAGCAGACAAGAGUAA
Fragaria vesca subsp. vesca is the source of this 657-nucleotide messenger RNA. Its product is annotated as probable glutathione S-transferase-like. Bases 1 to 657 code for a protein of 218 amino acids. Gene Ontology annotation, biological process: glutathione metabolic process. Gene Ontology annotation, cellular component: cytoplasm. The transcript is spliced from 2 exons. Lineage: Eukaryota; Viridiplantae; Streptophyta; Magnoliopsida; Rosales; Rosaceae. Gene Ontology annotation, molecular function: glutathione transferase activity. The record is from RefSeq and is a predicted model, not a curated record.